This is a messenger RNA of Bombus terrestris (buff-tailed bumblebee), 1593 nucleotides long. Its product is annotated as phosphatidate cytidylyltransferase, mitochondrial. Gene Ontology annotation, cellular component: mitochondrion. NCBI's taxonomy places the organism in Eukaryota, Metazoa, Arthropoda, Insecta, Hymenoptera, Apidae. The record is from RefSeq and is a predicted model, not a curated record. Gene Ontology annotation, molecular function: phosphatidate cytidylyltransferase activity. The transcript has a single exon. The coding region runs from base 390 to 1502 and encodes 370 amino acids. Gene Ontology annotation, biological process: cardiolipin biosynthetic process; CDP-diacylglycerol biosynthetic process.
AGUAAGUAUGUACAUUAAUUAAACAAUUCAUGAGACAAAAUUUUAGGUUAGACGGAAUGGAUCUCGGUUGAUAAAGGGCGCAGUUGAUUACAAAUGUCCAAAAAUUUGCGAUCUUUCUUAUUGAAACUGUAAGACGAUUUGGGACCGAAAAAUAUUUAUUUUACUUCAAGUGCCACUUCUUUUUUUCCUUUAAUUUAUAAUUUUGAUAAUCACAAAACAAAUCAACUGUACUCUAAUUAAAUUUAUAGAAGAAAGAAAAGAGGAAACAUCUGUAAUGAUUGCAUUAAAAUUUUUAGUUUAAUAUUUAAGGAUAAAGAAGUAUUAUGCAGAAUUAAAGCUAUUGAGUGCUUUUAUACAGAACUUGAUUGUACUGUUAAUAUUUCUGUACAAUGGAAAAGUUAGUAGGAGUUCCUCAAUUGAAAGAAUUACUUAAAAAUUUCCCAAGAAACAUGAAGUUUUGCUUUGCAUAUGGAUCUGCUGCAUUCAAACAAUUAAACAAUCAGUCUAACAAUAUGGUGGAUCUUAUAUUUGUUGUUCGCAAUGUAAACCAAUGGCAUGUUGAAAAUUUGAAACUUAAUCCUAAACAUUACGCUCAACCAUUAAGAUUUUUUGGACACAAAGCAAUUAGUAAUGUACAAGAAAAAUGGGGUGCUAAAAUAUAUUAUAAUACAUUAGUUCAAAUGCCAGAAGGAUAUAUUAUCAAAUAUGGUGUAAUUUCUGAAAUUUCACUAAUAGAAGAUCUAUUAGAUUGGACCGAUAUAUAUUUAGCAGGAAGGUUACAUAAGCCAGUUAAAAUACUCGUGGAACCAAAUGAAUAUUCUCAAUUACCUACAGCUCUCGUACAAAAUUUACAUUCAGCUGUACAUGCAGCAUUAUUAUUGCUUCCACAGCAUUUUACGGAAGUUGACUUUUAUAAAAAAAUUGCUUGUUUAUCCUACAACGGUGAUUUUCGAAUGACUUUUGGUGAGAAUAAAGAAAAAGUUAAUAACAUUGUUCUACCUCAGCUGACAUACUUCAAGCAAUUAUAUAGUCCAAUUUUACAACAUUUUGAAAAUUAUGUUGAUAUUCCAAAGUCUGAGAAAAUGGCUGUUACCUGUCAUCAAGAUACAAGUCCUACAGCAAAAAUACAUCAUCUGAAUCAGUUACCUAGAAUACCACAAGUUAAACUUGUCCGAGCAUGGUCUCAAGGUCCUAGAUCAAAGGAUACUGAAGAUUGUUUACGAGCAAUUGCCUAUGAUCCUGAUUGUGGUGAAAUAUUAGAGGAAUGCUUGAAAGAAAUUGUAUGGAGAUCCAGUGUUACCCAAAGUUUAAAAGGGAUUAUAACUGCUGGAUUUAUGAAAUCUGUUCAGUACAGUGUAGCAAAAAUAAUGAAGAUGUUACAAACAAAUUCACAUAUAACAUCCCUUUCAAAACUAGAGCCAAAUCAAAGUAAAGUCAAAAGCAUAGUGGAAGGUGUGAAGAACCAAGCACAAUCAAAGGAAACAGACAAGCGCAUGGAGUAAUAAUUACAUUUAUUUUACUCAUACUUUAAUUCUGUCAUAUGUACUAUGUUUCAUACGAAUGUAUUUGAAAUAAAGUUCUCAUCUAGUUAAA